Messenger RNA from Dictyostelium purpureum, 399 nucleotides. RefSeq lists its product as uncharacterized. Bases 1 to 399 code for a protein of 132 amino acids. The transcript has 2 exons. Gene Ontology annotation, molecular function: nucleic acid binding; zinc ion binding. NCBI's taxonomy places the organism in Eukaryota, Evosea, Eumycetozoa, Dictyosteliales, Dictyosteliaceae. The record is from RefSeq and is a predicted model, not a curated record.
AUGGGUAGAUAUAGAGGACACGGGGGUACACAUACCAAAAAUAAACAAUAUAAAAGAGCUAGAUCAACAAAAAAUAGAGCAAAAGAUAUCGAUCAAAUUUAUAAUGAAAUACAACCAGAAAACCAAGAAAAGUUUACAAAAUUUGAAGCAGAUCCAGAUUUACCAGGUAUGGGUCAAUCAUAUUGUAUGCAUUGUUCAAAACAUUUUAUAACAAACGAAGAUUUAGAAAAACACUUUAGAGGAAAACCACACAAAAAUAGAGUCAAGGAAUUAAAAACAAAACCAUAUACCGUUGAAGAUAGUAAAAUCCCAGUUGAUAAUGGAAAGAAAUUAAAUAGAGAUGAAAAUGGUGUACCAACUUAUGAUAGUGGUGUUGCAACUGCUGUUGAAACAGAUUAA